Molecule: messenger RNA, 1630 nt
Organism: Eucalyptus grandis
Lineage: Eukaryota; Viridiplantae; Streptophyta; Magnoliopsida; Myrtales; Myrtaceae
Product: probable peroxidase 61
Exons: 5
Coding region: 338-874 (178 amino acids)
Biological process (GO): response to oxidative stress
Cellular component (GO): plant-type cell wall; plasmodesma
Molecular function (GO): peroxidase activity; heme binding
Source: RefSeq, a predicted model, not a curated record
CCGUGCGCCGUGCCGUUCGCUGUCCUCACCGCCGAACCGCCAUCUCCACCGCCGAGUUCUCAAAGCGCCGCUGCCAUCCCCAAGCCACCGUCACUGCCUCUUGCCACCGCUUGCUUGGCUGUCCGGGCCAUUGUUGCUUCGAACCGCCACCACCACCGCCCGAAUCGAGCCAUCCCCCCUUUGACCGUGAGCUUCGAGAGUUGCCGCCGCCGUGGUCAAGCCUCCGUUUGAGCCGCAAGCGUCGUGUUCUCGACGCCAUCGCGCCGCCGUCGCUGCGGGCUCGCCGUCGCCGGAAAUCGUGUGGUGUCGUGUGGUCAGUACAGGAUAAAGACGAAAGAUGAGAGCAUCAAUGUGGUGGCAGCUGUUGCUAUUGGCGAUCGCGUUGGUGAGCUCGUGCGCGGCGUCGCGCGUUGAGGCCGAGGCGACGAUCGAGCUGCCGCCGCCACUGCAGUGGCAUUUCUACCAGAACUCAUGCCCCGACGUCGAGAGGUAUGUGAGGGACCAGGUCGAGUUCUACUGGAAGCAGGACAGCACCCUCGCGGUCAAGCUCAUCCAACUUCUCUACACUGACUGCUUCAUCAAGGGAUGCGAUGCGUCGAUUCUCUUGGACGGGCCAGACACAGAGAAAACAGCACCACAAAAUGCACCGAUCCUAGGUUUUCCUCUUGAGGUGAUUGACAAGGUCAAGGAAGUUCUGGAACAGCACUGUCCCGGGUUGUCUCUUGCGCCGACAUUAUCAACCUUGCCGCUAGAGAUGCUGUCGUCUUGGCGGGAGGAGUGUCGUACCCCGUUCCGACGGGGAGGAGGGACGGAAAUUCGUCCAGUGCGAAGUUGGUGGACAUCGCAGUGCACGCCACCCCGUGGGAAAAGGUGAUCCAUUACUUCGAAGUAAGGGGCAUGAAUGUGUUCGACGUCACUACUCUACUUGGGGGCCAUACACUGGGCAGGACCAGAUGCAAGUUCAUCGCAGAAAGACUGUAUGAUUUCAACAACACUGGCAAGCCAGACCAAAGCAUGGACCCAUCCUUCUUGGCCGAAUUGAGGGUGCAAUGCCCGCCCAACUCAACGAAUUCAGUGUACCUUAACCCUGACUCAGGCUCGAGUAACAGGUUCGGCAAAACCUUCUACUCCAGGGUCCUGAACCACCGGGCCGUCCUCAGCAUCGACCAGCAGAUCGCCGACCGUGAGGAGAGCCUCCAGAUUGCCCGGCGGUACGAUGCCAAUUUUGAGGACUUCCUGAAGAUGUUCGGCUAUGCUAUGACCAAGCUGGGGAACACCUGGCUCCUGCCAGGGGAUCAGGGUGAGAUUCGCAAGAAUUGCCGAGUCGUGAACAGGAAAUAAAUCCUGCGGCUUGGUGCCGGCUUGAGCCGUGAAACAACGAUUUAUGACUGGCGACGUAAAUUUAAUCAUAUGUACACACAUGCCCAGAUCAGGUAAAUCUACUUUCCCUUUCGCGUGAUGAACAAAAAAUGCGUCUGGCAAACCAUUAUAGGUUUAGCUACAAAGAAAACUUGAAUGGCCAAGGAAUUUCACUUGCUACCAUCUUUCCUGUCUAAGACUUGCAAAUCUUUGCCCAAAGAUGCUCCAUUUUGAGUUUAAACAGUAUGGUAAAUGAGCUAUUGACUCUUGA